AUGAUAAUUAAUGUGUUGACAUCAAUGCGAAGGACUUCAAUGCGGGGCAAACGUCACAGCUUAUCAAACACCAAUCAUGUGUUUAUCUAUGUUCUAGGCUUGUCGUUCGUCGACCUGGUUGUGAUACUGCACUUGCCGUUUCUAGUCGUCGACUUAUUGAAAGGGCAGUGGUUGUUCGGAGUAGCUAUGUGCAAGCUGUAUUGGUUCGGUGAGAGCAUCAGCAAGCUGCUCAGCUCCUUCAUCAUGACUGUACUCAGUUGGGAUCGUUACCUUGCCGUUUGUAGCCCUGUCAAGUCGAUGAGGGUUCGCAGCAACUGCGUGGCCUUACUGGUGCUUCUCACGUGCUCGCUUCUCGCCGUUAUUCUGCUGCUCCCGGUGUUGAUUCAGUCAAGCGUUUUUAGAAUCAACAAAAUGAGCAUGAUGCCUUUAUUGGAACAUUCUGAGGAACUGCGCCUAUCAGAUAUGCAGGGAACUACAAUUUCAAAGUGUGUAUUCGAUUCUGACGCAAUGUUCACGCUCUACACAUUCAUGAUUGGAUUCGCACUGCCUGCCGUUCUUAUCACACUUUUCUAUUCUCGGGUGAUACAUAAAGUACAAAAAUCUUCUCGAAACAUGCACGGAGGUCGAACGACUGUUCAAGGAGGGAGAGAUCCUACUUCUACACGGGUCCAACAGGUUACGAAGCGUAUCGUGGCCGUCAUUCUUUUCUAUUUCCUUUGCUGGACCCCACAGUGGACGUUGAACAUCAUGUCACAGUUCAACAUGAUUCACGUAUCAUGGAUGACACCAGCUCUAUCAGCUAUGUUUUUCGUUGCACACUUACUGGUCUGCUUCAACUCAGCAGCGAAUCCUGUGCUCUACGCACUGAUCAAUCGGGAGCUGCGUCAGCAGCACGUGAUGGCGAUGCAACGGAAGCGACAAUCCUUCACUCACGCCACCCAUGACGCUCUUGAGUUCGUCGCUCGGCACACGCACAAGUCUGCACUGGCCAUCACUAACCUUUAA
Messenger RNA from Haemonchus placei, 1005 nucleotides. The record is from the annotation of a GenBank genome assembly. NCBI's taxonomy places the organism in Eukaryota, Metazoa, Nematoda, Chromadorea, Rhabditida, Trichostrongylidae.